Messenger RNA from Dama dama (fallow deer), 5021 nucleotides. RefSeq names its product interleukin 17 receptor E like (gene IL17REL). Bases 115 to 1530 code for a protein of 471 amino acids. The transcript has 16 exons. Gene Ontology annotation, molecular function: interleukin-17 receptor activity. The record is from RefSeq and is a predicted model, not a curated record. NCBI's taxonomy places the organism in Eukaryota, Metazoa, Chordata, Mammalia, Artiodactyla, Cervidae.
GUCUGCCCCAGGAGCGAGCUCACUCCAGGCUGAGCCGCAGGCCGGGAAGGCGAGGCACAGCCGCCACGAGCCGCCCCUCGCGCCCUUGCUUGGCGGGCACCAUUCUGCGGCCAGAUGCUGGCUGGGCGCGCCGUCGCCUUGCUCUGCCUGACCUGGGGCGCCUACCAGAGCCUGGCCGUCCCCAGGGUCACGGAAUGCAGCCUCUCCUGUUCCCAGGGCUUCGCCUGCAAGAGCCAUGUGAACCAAAAUAUUUUCAACAGCUUCUGCCGGCAACCCCCAGCACCCAUGCCCAGGUCCGUCUUGGGGGCCCUGGCGCUCUCCACUGCCAUGAAGUGCUCCUCGCCCGACAGCUGCUCCCUGCUCCUGCGUGUCAAUGCCUCCCUCACGCUGCACGAGAGUCUGCAGGGCCUGGAGGCCUGCUCCACGAGCCUGGACACCCAGGAGACGCAGUGCCAGGCUGUGCGGGUCUCCAGGGCCUCCCGCCGGCAGGCAGGGCAGCAGCUCCAGGUGCACUUUGACUGCUUCGAGGUGGGCGUGGCCCAGACCCUCUACGUCACCCUGAGGACUGUCCCCCACUUCUGCGGGGUCCAGCUGGGCCAGCAAUACCACAUGGAAGACUGCAGAGAUGAGGACGUGGGGAAGAAUGUGCCUGACUGCUUCGCUGAGAAGCUCUCCUACUGGGUGGACCGCAACCGCAAGGUCGUUCUAGUACAGGUGCCGGAGUCUGGGGGCCCUGACUACUACGCGCGGCUCUGUCUGAAGCGGUUCACCUGCGAGGACGCGGGCACCCCAGUGCUGGUAACAGGGAACAGUAUCUCCCGGAGGGUCUCUCUGCCCUACAGCCAAGAGUUGUCGUGCCUGUGCCUUGAGGUCUGGUCGGCGACCCCCGACGCGGUGCGAAUCCAAACCUGCCCCUUCAAAGAUGACACGGAGAGCCUCUGGGACGCCAUCCACUACCAGCCGGGGAGCCAGGUGCUGAGCUGGGAGCCCGCCUGCCCCAUGAGAGGCCGUGUGAGUCUGUGCUGGCGGCCAGGGCCAGGGGCCCACUGCCUCGAGCUGAAGCACUCAGGCCGGCCGGCCCGCGGCAAGGUGCAGUACCCGCUCGUGGACACGCAGCCCCAGCUCUGCCUGAAGUUCUCCACGAGCCUGGGUUUCCAAGUGAGGUGCCCUUUCAAGCAGCCGCGCUUCCCAGCCUGGAAGAUGACCGUCCAGCCCGCACCCGCUCCGGGCCGCCUCCGGGUGGCCUUCUUCUCGUCCAGCCCCGCCCGCUUCCAGGUGUGCCUGUGUCACCAGGGAAAGACGUGGCCCCCCCACUGCCGUCGACUGCUCCAGGCCACCCCCGUCCCUGCGGCCUCUGUGAGCCAGGGUGACCCCACAGAGGACCCUGCAGUGGCCUUUGUGGACAUUCCCAGGGACGAGGCCUGCGCACCCAGCACCUGCAUCCAGGGCAGGAGGACCGAUGUCCAGUUCUCCGCUCCCCAGCAGCUCUGCAACUUCCAGUGCGCUGCCACCCAGGGGACAGCAGCCUGAGGCCAAGUGUCUCACCAAGAAGACGUGGGUGCCAAGCCCGACUGCAGGCAUGCGGCAAAGGGCCAGCUCACGUCUGGACAGUCCAGGCCUCUGUUGCGAAGGCUAGGCCUCAGGGCAUGCAGUGGCCCCAGACUGGGGGUCUGUGUACCUCUCGGGUCUCCAAAGGUCUGCAGCUCCUUGGGCCCUUGGGCCAUGCGGGGACUUUGAGUCAGAGGAAGGCCUUCCAGCCCCUCCUGAACCCUGAGUGGGGCCAACAGAAUGGCUCCAUGGGUAGCCCCUUCCUCAGAUGGCCCAGCCCCUGACGCACCCAUCUCAGCCUGGUGCAGGCUCCCUCUGGACCACCUGGGGUCAGGGCCAGCAUCCCUGGCCCUGAGCAAGAGGUUCUCUGGAGUGCAGGGUGUGACCCCACCCUUCCUGGAGCUGACCAGGUCUGGGGGGCCAGGAAACCCAUACACGGGCUGGGGUCCACACCCUGGGUGCCCCCGGGGGCCCAGAAUAGGCCUUCACCAGCCCCCACCCUUCAAAGACUCUGCUAAGAACCUGAGUGCCCACCACCUGAGCACCCACCCUGCACCCAUGCCCCCAGAGCUCGGACCACCUUCCACUCCCCAGGCCCCCAGCCAGGACAGUGCGGUGAGGGUCGGCCCCUCCGCUGGCCUCAGGGGCCACCUGCCAGGACGAGCCAUUCUCAGACAUGUUGCAUCCCUGAGGUCAUCACGUGCCGUCAUUGCUCAAGAGCCACAGGGGCCCCUUGGCCCUGCAGCGGCAUUUCUGUGGGGUCGCCCAGCAGUCAGCCGGCUGGGCCUGCCCUCACGGGACCCUCCUGCCAGCUCAUAAGGACCACGGGGCCGCCCCGCCGGGCUGCUGUCUGGAGUCACCUUCACCUGACCAGGGGCCGGGCCCCGCCCCUGGGCCUAAGCAGGGCUGUGUCUGCGCAUGCGCACCUGCCUCCAGGCCCCUGGGUCUACGCUCGGCUGUGUCUCCGCAUGCGCACCUACCUCCAGGCCCGGUCUGGGCUGUGCCUCAUUAGCUGUGCAGGCCGCUGGACGUCUCGUCAUCGCUCCCUUAGUGCGAGCUGCUGCCCCCAGCCGACGGAGAGGGGUUGGCAGAGCCCACGUGCCCCCUCGCUCAGAAACUUCUCUGCCUGGCUCGCUGCUUCCCUUGAGGACAGGGAAGGGGUCGGCAGGGCCAGGGAGCCCUCGUGGGGACUGGGGGACCACGGGGCCGCGUGUCCCCCCUGAAGCGGGAUGGAGGAUGUGCUGCAGCCGAACCCCACCCCUCGGCCAGGCCUGGCCCCUGGCAGGCCAGUGGGCUGUGCUCUGGGCUCACGCAAGUGCUCCUGCUGUUCUCUGGAGACCCCUGUCCACCCCAAGUGCCCCCUCUCCAUCAAGGCACAGAGGGAGGUGGGGACCAAGGUCCCCACACCACAAGUUCCGGCUUCUCAUGCCUGGCCCACCUCGGGGUCCCUGCCUGUACACAGCAACUGCGGCCUUGACCCAGGGCCUCCCUCGGAAGGAAUCCUUGACCUCCUGGAGGAGGUGGGAGAGGUGGGUUGGCUGGCGGGGUUGGGGGGGGCGGGUGCUGGGAACUGACCAGAUGCAGGGUCCCUCACGACUUCACAGCAGCCCUGGCCAUCCCAGAUGGGGGAACCAGAAGCCCAGACAAGGGGAAUGACUUCCCUCCUCUCCAGGACUAAGAAACUGCCUGGCCACAGGGCUGAGGUGGGGAGGGGUGCUCCAGGGUCCCCGCUGCCCCGCUGUCCAGUAUGUGCUACCCCCGCACGGUGGUGGCACUCAGCGCAGGGCUCUGAGCUGGGCUCUCCUCACGCCCCCGGAGCCCGACAGGCCUGCUGCCGUGGCCAGUGAGAGGCCCCUCCUUCAGCAGGACCUCCCCUCCCCAGCCUGGCCACACCUCUGCAGGAGAGUACCGAUGCACUCAGGCCCCAGGGCCAGGGAUGACGGGUUCCCUCCUCCCCCCCCCCGCCAGAGCUCACAGGUAAACCGGGUCUGUGUGCCUCAUCCGUUCACCCCCUCGUUCCUCCAGCAGUCCCUGAGCACCUGCUGGGCGCCGCCCUGUCCCAGCACUGGGAGCACACAACACCGGCCCUGGGGCUGGGGGCCACGUCUGGUCUGCCCUGAGCUGGUCAGGGAUUCUCAGCCCUAAACCCGGGGCAAACAGAGCCAUCAGUCACCUACCUGGAGCUGACCUCUGCAUGGGGAAGACAGCUCACACACAGCUUAUAUGAGUGCCCAGUGUGAGAAGAUGGAGGCCGAGAAAGCAAACAGGAAGUGUGUGUGUGGGAGGGUGCCAUUUAGAGCAGGGUGGUCCCCAGUAUGACCAAAGAAAUGGGCAAUACCUCGAAGUUGCUAGGAUUCAACGUGCUUGGUGGUUCGAGGGGGUCCUGGUUUGCAGGAACGGUAACUUGUGUAGAGGGAGUGGGCUGCUGUCGUGAGCUGGGUUCUGCAGCGAGGAGUGUGGAGCAGCUUGUCCUUGCCUGCUCUCUGGUCCCCGGAGGUCAAGCCGAGGCCAGGGUUUGGGUGUCCAGCGGAGUCGCCAGAGGAAGGGGAGGCAGCUGAGCAGGCAGGGCUGGGCGCUGGGUCCUGGCAGCGGGGCUUCCUGACAGCACUGCCCAUGGUUCGGGGGCACCUCUCGGGCAGGUGUGCACCCACCCGCCAGCCCCCAGCAACAGGCGCCCCCUUCCCCCUCUUCUGGUCAGAACGGGAAGAGCAGUCGUUCCUGAAGAAACAUCAUGAGCACAGCUUCCAGUAAGAUUCUGAUUAAUUCUUUUAAAAUGGCUGUUUAUUACUUUGAGACGACUGACCCUUUUUUCCUAAAACUCUUCAUUUGCACGUUUAAACACAUUUUUCCACGUUUCGCUGGGUGCCACUGACACAACCUUGGCACGGGACAGAGGGUGGUGAGGCGGGUGUGAACACAGGCCCCAUUGGGGAGCGGGCUCCGGGCUGGACCCCCUGGCCAGAGGAUGCAGCGUCUGGGCGCGGGGUGUGCGGGAAGGGGCUGGGGGUGCGCGGGAGAUUGGGAGGUGCGAGGACCCUCCGAGCUAGAACGCGGGUUGAGGGGAGGUGGGACCUGGGAGACGCCAAGGACUGGAUGACUGCUGCGGGGAGGGGACACUGGGGGCUCGUCUGGCCCUAGGGCGUGUGCGCAGCUGUGACCCCUGGGGAGGGCGUGUGCCCAGCCCUUGGGAAAGAGGCGCUGGGGUGACGCAGCUCACCGGGUGGGCGCACCUGCCUCUCCAACGGGAAGUGGCACCUGGCGCCUUGGGCGAGAGGCCCCUGCAGCUCCGACCAGCGCGGUCGCCCACGGCGCUCCCAGCCCUCGAGCCCCAGAAGCGUCUGGGGCUCAGCCGCGGGGCGGACCAGGGGUGGGGUGCAGAGCCGGCCGCCACUGAUCCCCCCAACCUCAAGUUCCGGUUUCCGCCGGGUCCCUCAUUGGAGGGUCGGGUUCCCCCGGGGGUGGGGGGUGCGCUG